AUGGCACCGUCAAAACUGACCCGGAGAUCACAGGGCCAACGAACGCGAGAAAUGCACAUCCAAGUGCCCCCAGACACUGCAUCCCUCGGCCUUACCCUCCAAUACUCACCAAUUGCUCUCGCCGCAAACAUCUGGCACGUACUGGACGUUGCCGCCAGGUCCCCUGCCGAUCAGGGCGGCCUCCUCCCCUACAGCGACUACAUCCUGGGCAGCCCUGAAGGACCGUUACACGGCGAGAGUGCCCUGGGCGAGCUUGUAGAGGACCAUAUCGGGCGGCCGCUACGACUUUUUGUGUACAACAACGAAUUCGAUGUCACGAGAGAGGUCACAAUACAUCCUAGUCGAGGCUGGGGCGGCGAAGGCGCCCUAGGUUGUGUGUUGGGCUACGGCGCGCUGCACCGUCUGCCCGCGCCGUUGAGCGAGCCUGUGAGUGCGCCGGGAGAGACCAUGUUCGACGGGGCCGUGGAUGAGAAGAGAACCGGGGCCGGUCUCACCUCCACGGGUGCAGACUCUGUGCUGCCGCCUGCCGCCGCAGCCUCGACAGGUGGUGAGUAUCUGGUGCCCGCGCAAAUGGUCGGCUCAGACCCCACGAGUGCAACUCCGCGCUCAGCAGCAAAGAAAAAGGACAGACACCACCCGGCCAACAACGAUUUCAUGGACGACUACUUCAAGGAGGAAGAAAAGAAGAGCCGGGCGCUGGACAACGCCCCAUCCGGUAAAGGAUCACCGGCACCGCCGCCACCCAGGGCAGGUGGCCCUCCAAAAGCUGCAACUCCUGUACAAGAAGCAGCCGAAUAG
Molecule: messenger RNA, 798 nt
Organism: Metarhizium album ARSEF 1941
Lineage: Eukaryota; Fungi; Ascomycota; Sordariomycetes; Hypocreales; Clavicipitaceae
Product: golgi reassembly-stacking protein 2
Exons: 1
Coding region: 1-798 (265 amino acids)
Biological process (GO): Golgi organization
Cellular component (GO): Golgi apparatus
Molecular function (GO): protein binding
Source: RefSeq, a predicted model, not a curated record